AUGUCUCAAUCAAAGGAGUCUGAGAACGAGGUCAAGAACCUGCUACGGAUCGCCACACGGGCGUUCUAUGCAGCGCCGUGUGUGCUGAUCAUGGAGGUCUUGCUGUUCCACUCGGUCGUCUACGAGGAGGACAUGCUCAAGCUGACGUGUAUGCAUCGGAAGGUGUUUCGGUCGUAUUGCAAUCGAUUGCUGGAAGACCGUCUCAUUGUGGCCUACACGCAAAAGGAGGACUCGCCUCAGUACAGAAUGAUGGCCAAGACGUAUUUUUUCAUCCGCUGGAUCGACGCAAUCGAUGCCAUCAAGUGGAAAAUUCAUUUUCUGGUCAAGAUGGUCAAGGACGAGGUGGACCAGUUGAGCGACCCACAGGGGUACAUGUGUCCGUCUUGUCGGACGAAAUACUCUCUUUUGGACGCUUCGUCGCUUCUGAGUGACGACAAGACGUCGUUCGAGUGUUCUGUCUGCGGAGACAAGCUGAUCGAGGACGACUCUGGACUGGAGGCGCAGAAGGGACAGGAGAAGCUGGAACGGCUCAUGUCGCAGAUCGAGCCGAUCAUCGAGUCGCUCAAGAAGAUUGACAACAUGAAGAUCGAGGACAACAACUUCGAGUCGUCGUUGGUCAAGGCCAUUCCUGCCACCUCGAGUUCUACUGCUUCGUACACGGUCAGUUCGAAGGUUUCUCGUGCGAAUAAAGCGGCCGGGUUGUCACAGUCGUUACAGAACGCUGCGCAGAAGUCGCAGGCUACGGUUCAUGUGUCGAUCACGGCAGACGACGAGGACGCCAAGCUGGAUCGCGAGAUGAAGGAACAGAAGUCAGAAACGUUGCGGCAGAACGCUCUUCCGUCGUGGCACGUGGAAAGCACUGUUGGCAAGCCUCUUCUGAGCGGGUCGGAGUCGCCGUCCGGGUCGGAAAUUAAAAAGGAGUCCAAAGACUCGAUCAAAACAGAAACCCCAGAGGUGGAAUCGACUCCACAGGACUCUCCAUCGCCAGAGACUGCCGAUACGGCCGAGGAAUUGGACGCCCUGGCCACCUACUACGCCCAGUUGCGGGCCAACCAGGAGGAGGACAACGACGAUGAUGAUGAAGAACUGGACGACGCCAUGUUUGAGGACGAAAUGAGCUAA
Messenger RNA from Ogataea philodendri, 1122 nucleotides. RefSeq lists its product as uncharacterized. The record is from RefSeq and is a predicted model, not a curated record. The transcript has a single exon. Gene Ontology annotation, biological process: transcription initiation at RNA polymerase II promoter; transcription open complex formation at RNA polymerase II promoter. Gene Ontology annotation, cellular component: transcription factor TFIIE complex. NCBI's taxonomy places the organism in Eukaryota, Fungi, Ascomycota, Pichiomycetes, Pichiales, Pichiaceae. The coding region runs from base 1 to 1122 and encodes 373 amino acids.